CCGAGGAAGGGUCUCAGUGGGAGACCGCAUGCUCCUGGGCCCUCUCCGGGAAUCCGGUGCCUUCGAGAUGGUGGUCGUCAGGAGUCUGCAUCUCCAUAAGGUGCCAGUGCGGUCGGUGGGGGCGGGUCAAUGCGUCACUUUGACGUUCGCGCCUGAGGCGGAGGAAGCGAUCUGCCUCGAGGGGCUACUGUGCCCAGAGAGCCCAAAUGAAGGCCCCCCUUGCUCUCCCUUGCAAGGUGGUCAAGGAGUGCAAAUUUGCGAGAAUGCGAAGAUUAAUCAUGGAAGAGAUGUGGCAGAGGGGAGCGUCGACGAGAGGCUGUUUACGUCAGGUGUACCGCGGGCGCUUACUACCAAAACCUACAAAGGCAUCGUGCUUGUCUCCCCUGCCGCCUGCCCCGUAGCCGCCUUAGAGUUCGAGGCAGAGAUUGUAGUGCUAAGCGACACCCAUGGGCCGCUAUCCUGUAAUCUUGAACCCUCCCUUCACAUCCAUAAGACACGCCAAACAGCCAAGCUUCUGAGCAUUGACCAAGGGCGACGUUCAUCGGCGGGUAAAGGAGAGACAGUGCACUGUCGUUUUCGGUUCUUGUUCCAUGCUGAGUAUGUUCGUGUGGGGAUGAUGAUAGUGGUGAGGAUUGGACGUACAGUAGCGGUAGGCUGGGUGGUGCAGCGUUGCUAAUGUGGACAAGCAGACUUUUGCUCGAAAAAGGGGGCAGGAGGUUAAACUUCUGGGUAUGUACAGCUUUGGCGAUGUGAACUAAAGAGUCGAGAAAUGAAGACUUUUAACUUUAUCAUGACGAGGACCUAGAAAAAGAAAAGUGUAGAAAGCAAGUAUAAAAAGUGGAAGG
Messenger RNA from Nannochloropsis gaditana CCMP526, 845 nucleotides. RefSeq names its product gtp-binding protein 1. The transcript has a single exon. The record is from RefSeq and is a predicted model, not a curated record. Gene Ontology annotation, molecular function: translation elongation factor activity. Gene Ontology annotation, biological process: translational elongation. The annotation marks the transcript as partial.